GAUGCUGUCGACUAGGUUACGGAGCCAGCCUUGGACAGACUCCAGAUCAAAGUACAUCAUGUGACUGCUAAUUUGAUUCUUUUUUUUUUUGAGGUAAACUGCUAAUUUGAUUCGAUCAACACAGAUAUAACAUAUAUAUUAUACGUACUAUAGGUCAAGAAUCAAUCAAUCUGUACCAGGACAGGACCAAGAAAUUGUAAUGUAAUGUCGAUCUUGCUGAGCGCAUGACGUGCACAGCGGAGUCGGAGCAGGGGGAGCACUGGUUCAAGAUCUCCGAUUACAGCAUUCACAGGGGCAUGGGCGUCGGCUGCUACAUCGAGUCGUCCUGGUUCACCAUUGGCGGCCAUUACUGGCGCCUUCACUAUUACCCGGACGGAUAUUCGGAAGAUGGCAAGGGCGAUAUGGUGGUCGGUCUGGAGCUGAUGGAGCUGUGUGGGAAGGAAUUCCCGUCGCGGGUAUCCUCCACAAUCAGCUUGUUCUACUGGGCAACCAAGCGGUUUUCUCUUUCUUCGUCGGUGGCCAUGUCGGCCAAUCUUCGCGAUCUGAGCCACUUUGUCACGCACAACAUAAACAGGGGCAAGAUGGAAGCAUCAGAAUAUAUUGUUGAUGACCGUCUCACUAUCAAAUGCAUCGUGACCAUCAUCAAGGAGCCAUAUGUUUUCGAGGCGGAGGCCCAGGUGCCGGUGCCACCGUCGGAAAUCACGGACCAACUCGGGAAGCUGCCAGAGGCAAAGGAGGGCGCCGAUGUGACAUUCGAGGUUCAAGGAGAGGAAUUCCCGGCCCACAAGCUCGUGCUGGUGGUGCGGUCUCCGGUUUUCAAGGCCAUGCUCUACGGGCCGAUGAUGGAGAAGGAUUCAAGCCGCAUCGUCAUUGCCAACAUGCAACCCGUUGUCUUCAAGUUUCUGCUCUACUUCAUUUAUAACGAUUCGUUGCCUGACGACGACGACGACUUGCUGGAUGGAGACGAUAAGAAAAAGGUGACCAGACACCUACUCGUGGCUGCGGAUCGCUAUGGCAUGGAAAGAUUGAAGCUUAUGUGCGAAAUCAUCCUCUGCAAACACCUCGAUGCCGAGUCUGUUGCAACUACAUUGGCUUUGGCCAAUCAACAUACUCGUUCUGGGCUACAAGAUGCUUGCAUUCGAUUUAUUGCAUCAUCAUCUACUAAAAUGUUAGAUGAUGUGGUGGCAAGCGGAGGGUACAAAUCGUCUCAAAAGAACUUGUUCAGAUACCAUAAUGGAGAUGUGGGAAAAAGCAAGUAGGCUCCGCAAAACCUAGCUAGGAUUGUUACUUUCUGCUCAUCUUAACUAAUCAUCCUAUAAAGAAUGGAGUACUUUUUUCCCAAUA
Triticum aestivum (bread wheat) is the source of this 1344-nucleotide messenger RNA. RefSeq names its product BTB/POZ and MATH domain-containing protein 2-like. The coding region runs from base 225 to 1259 and encodes 344 amino acids. Gene Ontology annotation, biological process: protein ubiquitination. The transcript has a single exon. Lineage: Eukaryota; Viridiplantae; Streptophyta; Magnoliopsida; Poales; Poaceae. The record is from RefSeq and is a predicted model, not a curated record. Gene Ontology annotation, molecular function: protein binding.